Messenger RNA from Lineus longissimus, 431 nucleotides. RefSeq lists its product as uncharacterized. The transcript has 3 exons. Lineage: Eukaryota; Metazoa; Nemertea; Pilidiophora; Heteronemertea; Lineidae. The record is from RefSeq and is a predicted model, not a curated record. Bases 75 to 431 code for a protein of 118 amino acids.
UGCAGUCGCUCGGACUGAUAAAAAAACGCCAAUUUCCCUUUCUCCCUGACCCCUCUUGCGCACCUUUACCGCCCAUGAACGUCCUGAUGAACCCUCGCAAGAACAUCCUGCCGGCUUCGGGAAUGCUCCAAGUCCUCUGGAGUCCCGAGAUCACGGAAACCGAAAAGGAAACAAUCGUCCUCAAACACAUGAAGAAAAAUCUUGUCAAAAGGCGGUGGAAGCAAGCUUCAGCCAUGAGACAUGUCGUAGAGUUCGUCAAAGGAAAAGAAUGGACAGAAAGUCACAUGAAGAAAAUAAAGAAAGGCGACAAAGAAACUCACAACAAAUUAGUUCACAGCGCUGGACAAAAUGAUGCAGAAGUGGGUGCGACUAAUGUUGAAAACGAAAAUAUUGAAAAUGACAGCAACGUUGAUGGAGAGGUGGAGGUAUAG